Messenger RNA from Lethenteron reissneri (Far Eastern brook lamprey), 5210 nucleotides. Its product is annotated as protein FAM3C-like. Lineage: Eukaryota; Metazoa; Chordata; Hyperoartia; Petromyzontiformes; Petromyzontidae. The record is from RefSeq and is a predicted model, not a curated record.
GGCCACGUGAGGAGGUGGAGGAGAUGGAGCGGCGGGGUUUGUAGCGAAGAGCAGCUUGGGGCCCCCGUGCAGCAACAACAACAACAGCAGCAACAACAACAACAACAGCGGCAACAACAGCGGCAACAACAACAGCGGCGGCGGCAGCGGGAGAAGCAGCAGCAGCCGCACAAGGUGGAGCGGCCACGCUUCACAGCGCGGCUGGAAAAAGUGAGCGACGUCGUAAGGGAACGGUUUCUGCUGCUGCACCGGGAAUGAUGAGGUUACGAGGUGUGGUGCGUCUGGCCAUGGUCACCACCACGGUGCUGCUCAUGUGGUACAUGGCCACACAGCUCUUGGACAUCCGGCUGGAAGCCAGCUUUCGCAGAGAUCAAGUGACAUCGCAGUCAACAAAUGGCACAGCGCCCCGACCCGUUCGCUUCAAGUGCGGCCUCACCGAGCCCUGCCCCGACAAGCACUUCGCCUUCCGGGUCGUCAGCGGCUCGGCCAGCAUCGUCGGGCCCAAGAUCUGCUUCGAGGACGUCGUACUGAUGAGCAGCAUAAAAAAUAACGUGGGGAGAGGCCUCAACUUUGCUGUGGUUAAUGGUGUGACAGGAGCCCUCCUCGACGUGCGGACGUUUGACAUGUGGGCGGGCGAUGUGGAGGAGCUCCUCAAGUUUCUGAGGACCAUCCAGCGCGGCUCUAUUGUGCUGGUGGCCACCUUCGAUGAUGGGGCCACAAAGCUCAGCGUGGAGGCCCGUCAGCUGCUGUCCCAUCUGGGCAGCACGGCAGUGAACAGCCUCGCGUUCCGGGACAGCUGGGUGUUUGUCGGGGCUCAGGGAAUCUACGCCAAGAGCCCAUUUGAGCUGCAUGUGAGGAACAACCAGGACACAAACAAGUACGAAGGCUGGCCCGAAGCCCUGGAGCUUGAGGGCUGUGUUCCCGUGAAGGAGAACUGAAAGGAGGAGGCCUGCUGCUGUGAAGGUCACCUGAUGGUGGAGCCCACUGUGAAGGAAAUGGGAAUUGCUCAAGCCACAGAGGGGGAGAUCGUCACGCCCCGUCCAGCUGAUGUCACCGCACCUCUCCGCUGGUCACUUCUGCCACAUCCCACAGCUACUGAAACCAACACCCCCCUCCCACCACCUCCAGAGCUGUAGGGAGAUGGGUGGGGGGGGGGGGGCUUCAGGGCUUCCCCUUGACCACCGAGUUGUGGACGCUACUCCAAUGCCGGUCUCGGCGACUCUUCCCUCGUCCCCCACCCUGUACACACGUCCCCUCCACCGUAACCUCCUGUUGCUGAAUACAACUCGUAUCUUUGCUGCCACGUUCUUGCCAUGCUCUGUGCUAAACUUCCACGUUGCUAACGUCGUCCUGCCCAGGAAGUUUUCCUAGAAUUCUCCACGUGCAAUUAUACCCGUACGCCAGAAUCUUUUUUUUCUGGUGAUUAUCUUUAAGCCCAAUUUUCUAUAUUUUUAUAGCGAGAUCCACAUUACUCCGGUCCAUCUCUGAUAGGGCAUCUUCUCUGUGUUUUUUUAAGUAGGAGUUUAUAUCGUUGGUCAAAGCGGUGUACGUAUUCCAUAAAGACCCAACUCGUCCAGUGCAAUACUUUGCUUGAGCUUCUCACACCUCUUAUUUAUGCAACCAACUCAAGAUCCACGAAGUCCUCUACUACCUCCACGCUCUCACUCCUGAGAUGAAGGUGCAAGGGCCCCCUUUCUCAGCAGCAUCACUGCCAACAACGUUGUUGCGGGAAGCUCACUCCGUCUCUAGAGCCGCAGCUCCAAACUCGACCAAACCUCCCAAAUUUGCAUCAUCUACACGCUCCAAGUCUCCCAGCUAUCCCUCUGAGCCACUGCGCUCCCCAAGAUGUCUUCACGACGACCGUGUCCGUGGUUCGGUGAACACGCGGGUAACCGGUGAAAACGGACGCCUGUUGACGCCGGCCUUUAGCGCAAAUCACUCGGUCGGUCUCUCCUCGAGGCACACACGAGUUCUUAAGCCGCUCUGCUCAACUUAUCUUAAAUGCCUUAACAUCCAUAUUCUUCAUUCUCGAUCUACCAACGGAUCCAUGCUUGCUUAAAGUCUACAACAACAAAAAUCCAAAGAUCCUUGCGAUAUUCCCCGAAUUUCAUUGCUGUCUGCCUGAGAGUGAACGUCGGAUUGAUACAACCCAAUCUUAUUGUUAUUAUAAUUAUGAUGCUGUUUCACUCAGGACAGUCUCACUAAUCAAUAAUGCUUUCAGGGGCCAUGCUUGUAUGUGCAAACCCAAUUCAAUCAGGUUAUUUUUCAGCAUUGGGAUGUUUGGCCAAUACCAGUUGCAUUGUCUGGCCUUUCAGCCAUGAGAACUAGAAGGAAACCCUUGCAGAGCAGGAGAAGAACAUACAAACGUCGCACAAAGGCAUCCAAGUCGGUAGUUGAACCCAGGUCCGAGUUGCCGUGAGGCACGAGUAUUGCCACUUCGUUGCCACCCUGCCCCACACUUUGUCAAUCAUAUUUGCAUAUAUAUUUAUACCGCAAAGCUCUGCUAAACACCUUCCUCGGAAUGCCGAAUGAACCUACCUCUAGAGGUAUCGCACUUCUCUGUCCCUUUGUCCACAUGGUUUAAAGCCAUUGGCGGCCGCUGACGGGAUCGGUUCCCAUGCGAAGGGCGAGCCGCUCUACUCUCCGCCCUGGCCGCUCCUCGUGUGGACGUUGUGUAGCGAUGGGGCGCAUGCCCACGCUGCUCCUGGAUGUUUCGUUUGUCUCCUGUUGGCUUAAUGGUUGUGUGAGCCGUGCCGCGCAGUGUUAUUUUGCUUUCUGUGGCGAUUAUUUAUUGCAAAGGUUUUCUCGCUGCCUCGGCAUCAGCUUCGACACAGAGGCCCGCCACCCACAGCACGACCGCACAAAGGGAACCGGCAUCUCCAUUGCCGUAAGGUGGCCCGAUUCGCUCGGCGGGACCGCAAUGGCCAUGUCUGCAGCGCAGAGCCGACACCUCGGACGUUCUCGGUACGAACACGGCGUUCGACGGCCGGUGAUUGCGCUGGGCUCUCGAGUGUCGCGUGUCGAUGGUCUCGGCCCAUUCACCGCAGACAACCGAGAAGCCCUUCGCGUUGUUAAACUUUGCGUGUCUCGCAAUCUCCACGCGGGGAAAUACACGUUUCGGUUUGGUUAUCACGGAAUGAGCAAUAUUUAUAGACCGCAUAAGAGUGCCCUCGCGUUGAGCGAGGGAUAAUUGGUUUGACUCCAGAAGUGUUGCACCGUUCUCUUGGGUGCGCCGGAAAAGUGAUUUCAUCUCGUGGCAUGAGACUGAUGGCACUUGAAAUAUAGCUGAGAAGAAAUAUGAAACAAAACUCUGAAACAUUUUUUUGUAUUUCCGCUCCAUGAGCAGCAGCAGCAGCACAUGGUCGUGCCCACGUGGGUAGGCCUCUGUGUAGCUGUGCCAAGGCAGCAAAGUAUGUAGCAUCAUUUGUGUUGUCCGUCUCCUUCCAAAGCACUUUGGUUGGAAAUGUAGAAAUGGUCGGAAGGGCCACGCACACUGCCCUCAUCGCAGCCUUCAGUGGUGUGCAAGAACGCACUUUCGGUACAAACUCAACCCAAAGGUCAACCCCCAUAGUUCCUUGCCCAAAGGGAUGUGGGCAGCUGCCACGAGACAGUUGGUGAGGGUAAGGCCCCGUGUGAAAUUGUGCCUUUUACUAAACACGUCGGUAUAGGAAUAGGUGCAUAGGUGCAGCUGAAAACGCAAACAAGUAUUGUUUUAGUUGCUCUCCUUGGCUGUGGUACCAUGGGAUGAAGCCGAGUUGAGCAAAAUUAUUUUACUUCCUAGCCAUGUGACUUUUCACCGCUGUAGCACGCCCUCUACUCGCUAGGUGGUGGCCCCGUAAGUUCUCGCCCUGACCUCCCGCCGUGACCCUGGCGUCGUCACGACAUCCAGUGCGCGUUGCAGGGAUCCGCUCCAGUUCAAUCGGUACAACACUCCUCUCCCUGUAGCUGCAAACCCAGGGUGAGAGGUGAUUCAAUAGCUUGUAUUUACAGAAGCGGAUUUCCAACUCCAGCAUCGCCAUGUAUCGAUAUUCUUUUGACGCUUGCUUAUUUUGGGUAGCAUCUUUAAAAGUAUGAAAGGUCAAAUCACGGAAGUGACGAAUUAGGUGUACUAAAAAAGUGCAAUAUGCUGACGCUGAUGAAAGUAAAUUAGUUGCUUUUGUGAAGGUUGCCUGUCGUGGAAGUCUCGAAGUGCACAGCGAGGAUGCUGCUUAAACGCGCGCGAGCCUUGGGCUGACGGCAGGUAGACGCAUUGUAAAUAGUGCUUUGUUUUUAACUUCAUUCAUCCCACUUUUCCUGCACAGUGCUGCACAUAGUUAAGUGUGUGAAUUUAUGUACAAUAUUUUGAGUUAGAAUAUUAAAACAAUACACUACACGCUCGGGUGACACUGGUUAAAUCGCCUAACACCACAAUUGGAACUUUGAGUUCGAAUCUCAGUCACGGGUCGUCAAAAUCCACCAUCCUUCAGGAGAGAAAAGAUGUGUGCUACUUGGGUUGGCAUUGCUCAUCUUGUGGAGAGCCUCUCUGCUGCCAGGGAAAAUGUGGAUUUUGUUGAUGCUGGCUCGUGCUCAUGAAUAAGAAGACCCUAUGAGCAUUAGAAAAUAAUAUUUUUUUUAAUCUAUAAAAUAGCUGUUACGUUAAAUAUCACAAUCUUCAUUUGAAGCUUUCGGUAAAGUCACGUAGAUAGAAAAUUAAUAGAUCACGACGUUUCGAUCGCAACACAAGCAACCGUCGCUUGUGUUGUGAUCGAAACGUCGUGAUCUAUUAAUUAAUUAUCACAGGCUAAAAUUCCAUUGAAAAGUUGAAGAUAAACGUGUUAUUUUCAAAUGCAUUUUUUGACUAAAUAAGUCGAUCUAAAGGAGUCCCCUUGCAUGAGUGAGCAAUGUGGCCCUCCGUCAUGCCCAUCGGUGACUUAGCCGGAAAUUCCACUUUUCAUGAUGGCAACAGUUUAUCCAUACGACGACCGCAUGAUUUCUAUACAAUGCGGAAAGAUGAUGUCCAGAGUCGACUAAUGGGAACUGAUGGUUGGAUUUCGAUUUAAAGCUUUCGUGACUCCAGGGAUUUAUAUUCUUGGUGCUUUCGGUAAAGUCACAUAGAAGGGAAAUAAUAAAAAUAAAACGAUACAAUUCUCACGACGUUUCGAUUGCAACACAAGCAAUCGUCAUCAGGUGUGAAAACCACAGCAAUAAUUAUUUUUUUUAAGUGACGGUUU